This is a messenger RNA of Papilio xuthus (Asian swallowtail), 1612 nucleotides long. RefSeq names its product CLN7/MFS domain-containing 8 (gene Cln7). Gene Ontology annotation, cellular component: lysosomal membrane. The record is from RefSeq and is a predicted model, not a curated record. Gene Ontology annotation, biological process: transmembrane transport. Gene Ontology annotation, molecular function: transmembrane transporter activity. The transcript has 7 exons. The annotation marks the transcript as partial. NCBI's taxonomy places the organism in Eukaryota, Metazoa, Arthropoda, Insecta, Lepidoptera, Papilionidae.
AGAGAUGGAAGCCGUGCCAGCGAAAUCACGAAUACCAAAACCAAAUACCAGUGCCCAUUGACCAAUGACAAGCAGUCAGUCGCGCCGAGCGCUUCAUAGUGAGAGGAUGUGUAUUGCGUCGUUAUGGUAGACGCGCACACGAUCCUUUGUUUAUUUUCCGUUUGUGUUUUAUUGUAUUAAUAUAAUGUUUGAUAACGACAAUCGUAGUGAUAAUAAGAACGCGGCGUACAGCUAACGCAGUGUACAAAUGGAGUGGUUAAAGCGGUUAUUUGGGCGAGAGGUCCGCGAGGGGAGCAUUCGGGACGCGCCAGAGGAUGGCCUGGAGACUGCACAGGAGCGGCGCCGGCGCUGGCGCAGCGUUUACGUCAUCUACUUCACCAUGUUCCAGAUGUCCCUCGGCUUCAGCAUAGUGCUGACAGGCGUCUGGCCCUACCUUGACAUGCUGCAGCCGGGCACAAACAAGGACAUGCUGGGAGUGGCGGUAGGCGCGAGUCCCCUAGGCCAGCUGCUGCUAUCUCCACUGCUGGGCUUGUGGGCGAAUCGUGUGGGUGUACGCCCGCCGCUCGUCGCCACGCUGGGACUGUUCUCCCUAGCCUCCGCUCUUUACUCGCAGCUGCAUCUGACGAGGCCCUAUGCGGUGUCCUGCAUGAUCGCUGCCAGAUUCCUUAUAGGUGUCAGCUCUUCUAAUGUAGCGGUGGCGCGCGCCUACCUCUCAGCCGCAACCCGGGAGGAGGAGCGCACACGCGCGGUGUCUGCGGUAUCGCUGGCGCAGGUGUUGGGCUUUGUGGCGGGCCCGGCGCUGCAGGCGGCCGCCGCCCCACUAGGCACUUCCAUCAGUGGAGGUCUACGAUUCGACAUGUACAGCGCGCCCGGACUACUCAACGCCGCGCUCGGUCUCAUCAACCUAUUGCUGCUGAUGCCUGGCUGUUUCCAUGUCAGCGAUAUCGCGGUGCGCGAGGCCGUGCAGGCGAGAGGGGAACGAUCAGAAAAAGAAGUGCUGAAAUCCCUAAAGCCGGACUACGUGAGCAGCUGGAUGCUGGUGGGCGCGUUCUUCGUGCUGGUGUUCAACUUCGUGCUGCUGGAGACGCUGGCCAGCACGCUCACCAUGGAGCAGUUCGGGUGGGGCAAGGCGCAGGCGCUGCAGUACCUGGGCGCGCUCAUGUCCGCCGGCGCGCUGGUCGCCUGCCUCGUCUUCGCUGCGAUACCGCCGCUCACUAAGCUGGUGGAGGAACGCGCGCUGAUGCUGUGGGGCGGGUUCCUGCCCGUGGUGGUGGCGUCACUGCUGUGCAUCCCCUGGGGUCCGGGCGCUCCGCCCCUCGCAGACCCCGGAGCCGCGGAAGCCCACGGCGGCUGUCCACAGGAGACGCAGGCGUGGUGCGCGGAGUCUCGCGCGCUGACGCUGACGCAGUUCCUGCUGGCGUACGGCUGCAUGUCUGUGGGCUACCCGCUCGGCGUCACCCUCAUACAGACCAUAUUCUCUAAGGUCCUCGGACCACGACCACAGGGUGUAUGGAUGGGCGUGCUGACGGGCGCGGGAUGCCUGUCUCGCGCGCUGGGCCCCGUGUUCGUGGCGGGGGUGUACGCGCGGAGCGGACCCGCAGCUGCGUUCACC